Messenger RNA from Lucilia sericata (common green bottle fly), 1049 nucleotides. RefSeq names its product heat shock protein 23-like. Gene Ontology annotation, biological process: response to heat; protein refolding. The coding region runs from base 159 to 794 and encodes 211 amino acids. Lineage: Eukaryota; Metazoa; Arthropoda; Insecta; Diptera; Calliphoridae. Gene Ontology annotation, molecular function: protein folding chaperone. The record is from RefSeq and is a predicted model, not a curated record. The transcript has a single exon.
UCAAAAAAUUAUUGCAAAAAGUGCUAACAAAACGAGAGGAGAGCUAAGAAUUUACAAAACAGUUUGAAAAACAGACCACAUAAGAUAAAGUGCUUUUCGUUGAAACCAAAGUAAAACUAAUUUAGCAUUUGAAGAAACCUUUAAAGAACAAUUAUAAAAUGGCAACUUUACCACUAUUAUUGAGUCUCAUCGAUGAAUUGGACCGUGAAUCCAAUCCCUCUUAUUAUGGCAAUGAUUUUGGUUUAGGCGUUUCACCCUAUCUCAUCCAUCAGCACUCACCACAACGUGAAUCCAGACAACCUACCGUAGCGGGUUACACUCUACCCUUGGCUUUGCUUAAUCGCAUCAGUGAACAACAAGCUUUACGCCGAGCAGCUGGUGGAGAUAAGAAGGAAUCUCGUGUUUCACCCGUAGGCAAAGAUGGUUUCCAAGUUUGCAUGGAUGUAGCCCAAUUUAAACCAAGCGAACUAAAAGUCAAAGUAGUGGAUAACUGCGUAGUUGUUGAGGGCAAACAUGAAGAACGAGAAGAUCAACAUGGUUUCAUACAGCGACACUUUGUACGCCGUUAUGUUUUACCCAAGGGCUACGAUGCUGAUAAAGUAGUUUCAACUCUAUCAUCAGAUGGUGUUUUGACAGUUAGUGUUCCCAAGCCAGUGGAAGAGGAAAAAACUAACGAACGUAUCAUACAAAUACAGCAAACUGGUCCGGCUCAUUUGAACGUCAAACAAAAUAGCCAAGAAAAGGUUACAGAUGCCGCUAAUGGUUCUGGUGGAGACCAAGAAGAUACUAAAUAAGUUAAUUUUAAGAAUCCAUAUUGGAUUUAUUAAUUAACUUUAUCAUAUUCAUUAUUAUUUAAACAUAAACUUUCAUGAAUUCCAGACUGUUCCAUACUUUUUAGUUUUAAGUACCUUUUUGUUAUUUUGUUUUCUCGUGUGUUGACGCAUGCCUUUGCAAAACUUUGACUAUAGAUUUUAUUCGUAGUAAAUGUUAUUUUAUACGAAUUAUAAGAAAUGACGUUUGAAAUAUAAUAAAACUAACUAUACAAGACA